This is a messenger RNA of Prorocentrum cordatum, 1734 nucleotides long. NCBI's taxonomy places the organism in Eukaryota, Dinophyceae, Prorocentrales, Prorocentraceae. The record is from the annotation of a GenBank genome assembly.
GGGCGGCGCCGUGCCGCGGAGGCCCGCCGCGCGAUGGGGCAGGCGCACAGCGCCUGCAGGGCCGAGGGACCCCGGUCCUCCGACGACGUGUGGCAGCCGGUGACGCUGGCGCCGGAGCGCACGCCCACUGGCGACGCCGCUGCGGCGGCCUCCCCGCUCGGCUCCGCGCCGAACAGACCCGGCAGCAUCGGCUGCGGCACCGCCCCGCACCUGGAGCCCGAGCCGCUCGAGGCGCGCUCCCCGUCCGCGUCCUCCCGGGCCCCGCCGCCCGGGCCGGGCAUCGACGGCCACGUCCCGCUGCCCGGCGAGCGCUUCGGCGCGUGGCCGCCCAGCCGCAUGGCCGAGAUUCCGGAGGAGGACGACUGGAGCACGCCCGACCACGUGCUGCCCGAGGUGCCGCCGCUGCGGCCCCUGCCGGCCGCGGCGGGCAUGCCGGCGGCCUCGGAGGAGGACCGUCGCAGGACGCCGCCGACGCCGAGGCCCUCCAUCGACAGCGAUGCCAGCUCCGGGUCGUCCGUGGACUCGCGGCCGUCCCUGGAGUCGGGCGGGCAGAUCUACUUCGGGCGGCUGCGGAGCGACGGCGGCGGCUCGGGGGACCUCUCGCCGAGGCCACCCUCGGCGCGGGCGCAGCGCAUGCACCCCCUGGGCGGGUGGGUGUCGGGCCUCGACCUGGAGAAGCUGGGCCCGAACCUGCUGCAGAGCACCGGGCGGCUCGGCGCGGGCGCCAGGGGUGGCUACGGCCUCCAGACGAUGCCUGUGGGCACAGCGUGGCACCGCGCCGCGCCGCCGCUGGUCGAGCGGGGAGAUUCUGACGACUUCGACGCAAAGGUCGCGACCAUCAAGGCCCUGUUCCAGCAGCAGGAGCAGCGCCAGAGGGAGGCCCUGCGUCAGCAGGCGAGGCUCGUGGAAGAGCAGGUGUCGUCGCGCCCCAGCAUCGAGUGGGUGGGCUCGGGGCCCGACGGACGCUCGACGGUGCCCGAGGAGUCCUCCGAGGAGCUCGACGCCGUCUCCGCGGCCCAGAGGUGGGAGAGCGAGCGGGAGAAGCGGGAAGUGGUCGCAGCCUUCUUGAAGCAGCACGGCUUUUCCGGGCCGAAUGCCAGGAGGACGACUUCCAAGCAGAGCGACUUCCCCCUGCACGUCGCGGCCGAGCGGGGCGAUGACCGGGCCGUCGCUCUCCUGCUGGAGAUGGGCGCGGACCCGGCAGCCAGGAACUCUGCCGGCCGGAGCCCUGCGGAGGUGGCCCUGCAGAAGAACAGGGGCGGCUCCCACGCGGGGGUCCUGAGGGUCCUCGCGGAGCCGCCGCCCUCGGACAAGGCGCGAAGGAGGAAGCGGAGGCUCUUCGGGAGCUUCGGCCGCUCCCGGGGCUCGCGCGAGCCGCCGCCGGGGGCGUGCUGAGGAGGGCCCGCUCGGGCGCGGGACCUCGCGCGGUCGGCCGCCGCCGCCUGGGUUGGCCCUCGUCGAUCUACUGCGCCGUGCUCGCGCUCUCCGCUUUUUGUCGGCUGUCUCUGACUCGAACAGAUGAUGUUUGAAGUGCGCGGCGCUCAUGCGGUCGCGGAGCACCGCUAGCCGCUCGACCGCGAGCUUUCCGGCGGCUGCGGGAAGAGAUUUUUCAGCGUAGGGUGGCAGACACGCCGUGCCAAAGACAAGCCAACGCUCAGAUGUGCCCGUCCCGAGCUCGGGCUCGCCCUGCGUAUGCGGCUGGCGUUCUUGAGCGUCUAUUUGGACUCAGCGGGG